ACUUAAUGUAUUGCUGAUAAAUAUAAUCACUGGUUUUCCCUACAUUGCUAUUGAUUCAGAAAGCACGUAUAUAUUUUAAUCACUCAGUUGUAGGCACCAGUGUCUUUGAUAAUGGCUCCAAAAUCAGUGUUAUCAGUCAUCGCAGUCGCGUUGGUGAUUGCUGAUGUUAAUUCGUAUGUAACCAAGUCAAAAAAAGUAGUUGGGUUUUCUGAAACCCCUUGGUAUUCCCAAUCAACUUAUCAGCAGCCAAACUAUAAUGGUGAUGAUUCUACAGGAUCUGUGAGUCAUAAUAAUGAUAAUAAUGACAAUUAUUAUGGUGGCCAAUUUGGAUCUGGUUUGGAUAGUAAUGAUCUCGAAAAUAAUGAAAAUGGUGAUGAUUCUACAGGAUCUGUAAGUCGUAAUAAUAAUAAUAAUGACAAUAAUUAUGGUGGCCAAUCUGGAUUUGGUUUGGAUAGUAAUGAUCUCGAAAAUAAUAAAAACGAAGACUAUCCAGAAUAUUGGGUGGUGACAUCGCCAGAUUUUAAUCAUGCAAAAACAAUAGAUAAAGCUGCUUCAAUAUUGAUCGAUCCAUAUAUAAAAAGAUCCUGGAAAAUAACACCUUAUAAUUUUAAUCCAGAUUCUCGUAAACUAUAUAAUUAUGUCGUCAGAUUACCGAACGUUUGGUGGCCGGAAUCGCAUCAGCAAUCCCAACAUUUCACGAAAAACGGCGGGCAAGGAGUGAUAUUCCUUGCCGCUGAUACCAGUCGUGAUGGCUCAAAUCAUCAAUAUACUAAUGCUCGUUAUAGUACAACGUAUGUGGCUCCAACUACUCUAGAAGUUGAUUAUAGCACUCCUGUUAUAUUACUUCUCCAUCCCGACGGACAUUUUGGACUCGUGGUUAAGGUCCGUCCGGCCAGAAGUCGUAACGCCGGAACAAACUUCCGCCCGCGUUAUUGGUCACGUUAAUUUGUUGCAUAAAAAUACUAACAAAUCACUGUAAUACAACGUUAAAUAAAUUUUGA
Molecule: messenger RNA, 1001 nt
Organism: Microplitis mediator
Lineage: Eukaryota; Metazoa; Arthropoda; Insecta; Hymenoptera; Braconidae
Product: myb-like protein D
Exons: 2
Coding region: 112-945 (277 amino acids)
Source: RefSeq, a predicted model, not a curated record